AAUUUAAAAAUCUAUCUAUUUGAUUUCAUUAAUAGUGAUGAAUUUUGUCCUUUCGAUCAGCACUACGGUCAAUUUGAAAGAGAAUGAAUCUGCAAAAUCAAAGUCAACUACCGUUGAUACCAAAGAACUUAACAAGUUUUCGAAUCUUUGUCAGAAUUGGUGGAAUCCUAAUGGCGAAAUGGGACCUCUCCACACUAUGAAUCCAUUAAGAAUACAAUUUAUCAAGGAUGGCCUUAAAAAUGUGGGCUUUGUUGAAAAUAGUCCAAACUAUCCUUUUAAGGGUUUGAUGCUCUUAGAUGUUGGUUGCGGCGGAGGUAUUUUAUCCGAACCUCUGGCUAGGAUCGGAGCUAAUGUUACGGGUCUCGAUGCUUCGAAGGAGCUUGUUGCUAUUGCAAACGAACAUAAAAAAUUGGACGAGAGUAUAUCGUCAAAUUUAUCUUAUGUAAAUAAAUCCGUGGAAGAAUUUUCGGAAGAAACUACGGAAAAGUACGAUGUAGUUGUAGCAUCAGAAAUUCUUGAACACGUGAUCGACCAAAGUUUAUUUCUGAAAAGUUGCGUGAAGCUUUUAAAACCUAAAGGCUCUAUAUUUAUUACAACAAUUAACAAAAAUUUAAUUUCUUAUCUCGCUGGGAUAAUUGGAGCCGAAUAUAUUUUACAAGUUUUGCCAAUCGGAACUCAUGAUUGGAAUAAAUUUAUAUCUCCCGAAGAUACUAGACGAUUAUUGAAUGAAUGCAAUUGUAAUACAAGAUUAAUUCAUGGACUCCUUUAUAAUCCUAUGACAUAUCAGUGGUCAUGGACGCCGUUAAAGUCAAUAAAUUAUGCUCUUCAUGCGGUUAAAAAUGAAUGUCUUUAAAAAAAAAGGAGAUUAGUGAAAAUGCGAGUAAAUCGUCACCUCGUUAAUAUUAUAAAAUUUUAUGACAAUUAAAUAUAAGUAGACAG
Messenger RNA from Ceratosolen solmsi marchali, 939 nucleotides. It is a transcript of the gene Coq3, whose product is annotated as ubiquinone biosynthesis protein COQ3, mitochondrial. The coding region runs from base 38 to 853 and encodes 271 amino acids. The record is from RefSeq and is a predicted model, not a curated record. Gene Ontology annotation, molecular function: 3-demethylubiquinol 3-O-methyltransferase activity; polyprenyldihydroxybenzoate methyltransferase activity. The transcript is spliced from 3 exons. Lineage: Eukaryota; Metazoa; Arthropoda; Insecta; Hymenoptera; Agaonidae. Gene Ontology annotation, cellular component: mitochondrion. Gene Ontology annotation, biological process: ubiquinone biosynthetic process.